AUGAGGGGCGCUGCGGGCUCUCGGGACAGCGACAGGCGGCUGUGUAGGGCAGCGCGCCGCCCUGGGCGCCCGCCGGGAGGGUCCGUGGCACAGGCGCAGGAGGAGCGGGAGACAGAGGCCGCCGGGCUCCUGAGUUCCACCCGGAAGAGUGCCAGAGAAGAGAGCGCCCAGCCGGGUCGCCAUGAGCUCGUCUUCAGUCUGCGCACCUGUUUCUGGUUUGUAAAUAAGCUCCGGCGCAUCCUCUUCUCAGGUUCCGGUCAGUGGGGUUUCGUGGGAAAGCAAAGGGAAGUCGUGAUCCCUUUGGGGCGUCGACUCGUCUCUCCUGCUCGAUUGUCACUGCGCGAUGCUAGAAACCUAGGCGAACGUGCCUUUGCCUUCCUAACAGCGGCAGAUGCUGUGAUCUGUCAGUGCACACGUGCUAACGGGAGUGUCCCACGUUACAGAGACGCAAAAGAGCCUCCUCAGGGGUUUCUCUCAAGCUUUGCCCCCACCGUGAAAGGCCUGGAGCUGCAGGAAGAAGAGACUUACCUUUGCGCCUUCACUCUGGCUAUGUUUUACAGUCAGCGGCAAACCCCUCACCCGGUGUCGUCGCGUGUAUAUUUGUGGAAGGGGAAUGACUCCACAGAGCACACUUCCUCCCUUUUGAAGUGUUUUGGGGUGUUUUCUCUUGUUCCCUUCGGGCUUUUCCGGAUAUUACAGUGA
Rangifer tarandus platyrhynchus (Svalbard reindeer) is the source of this 702-nucleotide messenger RNA. The record is from the annotation of a GenBank genome assembly. NCBI's taxonomy places the organism in Eukaryota, Metazoa, Chordata, Mammalia, Artiodactyla, Cervidae.